Molecule: messenger RNA, 2395 nt
Organism: Peromyscus leucopus (white-footed mouse)
Lineage: Eukaryota; Metazoa; Chordata; Mammalia; Rodentia; Cricetidae
Gene: Gars1
Product: glycyl-tRNA synthetase 1
Exons: 17
Coding region: 51-2240 (729 amino acids)
Biological process (GO): mitochondrial glycyl-tRNA aminoacylation
Cellular component (GO): mitochondrion; cytoplasm
Molecular function (GO): ATP binding; glycine-tRNA ligase activity
Source: RefSeq, a predicted model, not a curated record
CCGCGCGCCGCUUCCGUAGCCGCCCCGCGCACCGCCUAGGCGGCGUGCUCAUGCCCUGUCGGCUGCCCACGCUGCUCAGAGCCACCCGCGCCGCGCUGCUGCUACCCUCGCCGGCCCGAGUCGUCGCCGCGCCCGCCUCGCAGCGGCUCCUCAGCGUCCCCGCGCAGCCCGCCGCCUCCCGGAGCAGCAUGGACAGCGCCGAGGAGCUGCUGGCCCCACUGCGGCUAGCCGUGCGCCAGCAGGGAGACCUCGUGCGCAAGUUGAAAGAAGAUAAAGCCCCACAGGUGGAUGUGGACCGAGCAGUAGCUGAGCUCAAGGCCCGGAAGAGGGUUCUGGAAGCAAAGGAGCUGGCGCUGCAGCCCAAAGAUGACAUCGUAGAUAGAGCAAAAAUGGAGGAUACUUUGAAGAGGAGGUUUUUCUACGAUCAAGCUUUUGCUAUUUAUGGAGGUGUCAGUGGUUUGUACGACUUCGGGCCAGUGGGAUGUGCUUUGAAGAACAACAUCAUCCAGACCUGGAGGCAACACUUUAUCCAGGAGGAGCAGAUCCUGGAAAUUGACUGCACCAUGCUCACCCCUGAACCAGUUUUAAAGACCUCUGGCCACGUAGACAAAUUUGCUGACUUCAUGGUGAAGGACGUGAAGAACGGAGAGUGUUUCCGAGCUGACCACCUGCUGAAAGCUCAUUUACAGAAAUUGAUGUCUGAUAAGAAGUGUUCUGCUGAGAAGAAAGCAGAGAUGGAAAGUGUCUUGGCCCAGCUUGAUAACUACGGACAACAAGAACUUGGGGAUCUUUUUGUAAACUAUAAUGUAAAGUCUCCCACUACUGGCAAUGACCUGUCUCCUCCAGUACCUUUUAAUUUAAUGUUCAAGACCUUCAUCGGGCCUGGAGGAAAUAUGCCUGGAUAUCUGAGACCAGAAACUGCACAGGGAAUUUUCCUGAAUUUCAAGCGACUUUUGGAAUUCAACCAAGGGAAAUUGCCUUUUGCUGCUGCCCAGAUCGGAAACUCCUUUAGAAAUGAGAUCUCGCCUCGGUCUGGACUGAUCCGAGUCAGGGAAUUCACAAUGGCAGAGAUUGAGCACUUUGUAGACCCCACUGAGAAAGACCAUCCCAAGUUCCCGAGUGUGGCCGACCUCUCCCUUUAUCUGUACUCGGCGAAAGCCCAGGUCAGCGGACAGUCUGCUCGGAAGAUGCGCCUGGGAGACGCUGUCGAGCAGGGGGUGAUUAACAACUCAGUAUUAGGCUAUUUCAUUGGCCGCAUCUACCUCUACCUCACGAAGGUUGGAAUAUCUCCUGAGAAACUCCGCUUCCGGCAGCACAUGGAGAAUGAGAUGGCACAUUAUGCGUGUGACUGCUGGGAUGCUGAGUCUAAAACGUCCUAUGGCUGGAUUGAGAUCGUUGGAUGUGCUGAUCGUUCCUGCUACGACCUGUCCUGUCAUGCUCGAGUCACCAAAGUCCCACUAGUAGCUGAGAAACCUCUGAAAGAACCCAAAACAGUCAACGUUGUGCAGUUUGAGCCCAAUAAGGGAGCAGUGGGCAAGGCCUACAAGAAGGACGCAAAGCUGGUGAUGGAGUACCUUGGCGCCUGUGACGAGUGCUACAUUACCGAGAUGGAGCAGCUGCUGAACGAGAAAGGGGAAUUCACUAUUGAAACUGAAGGGAAAACAUUUCAGUUAACGAAAGACAUGGUCGGUGUGAAGAGAUUCCAGAAAACACUACACGUGGAAGAAGUUGUUCCGAGUGUAAUUGAGCCCUCCUUUGGCCUGGGCAGGAUCAUGUAUACCAUACUGGAACAUACAUUCCAUGUCCGAGAAGGAGAUGAGCAGAGAACGUUCUUCAGUUUCCCUGCUGUGGUUGCUCCAUUCAAAUGUUCUGUCCUUCCACUGAGCCAAAACCAAGAGUUCAUGCCAUUUGUCAAGGAAUUAUCGGAAGCUCUGACCAGGAAUGGCGUGUCUCAUAAAGUAGAUGACUCCUCCGGGUCCAUUGGAAGGCGCUAUGCGAGGACGGAUGAGAUUGGCGUGGCUUUCGGCAUCACCAUUGACUUUGAUACGGUGAACAAGACCCCCCACACCGCAACGCUGAGGGACCGAGACUCCAUGCGACAGAUAAGGGCAGAGGUCUCUGAACUGCCUGGUGUGGUCCGUGAUCUGGCCAAUGGCAGCAUCACUUGGGCUGAUGUGGAGGCCAGGUAUCCCCUCUUUGAAGGGCAAGAGACUGGCAAAAAGGAGACAGUAGAGGAAUGAGAACAGCUGGCAACUCGUGACGACUUGUGCUAAUGAAUAACUCAUCAUGUCCACUACACAGAGAAUUGUGAUUGCUUCCAGGGACUGUAUUUUUCCUCAGUGGCUGCCUGAUUUUACCCUCACAAUUAAAGUGGAAGGAAUUCUGAACAAAUUUA